Molecule: messenger RNA, 2098 nt
Organism: Ceutorhynchus assimilis (cabbage seed weevil)
Lineage: Eukaryota; Metazoa; Arthropoda; Insecta; Coleoptera; Curculionidae
Source: the annotation of a GenBank genome assembly
CUAAAAGAAGAACCCCAUGUUGUCAAAGUCAUAUGUUUUUUAUUUUCCUUACCUAAAUUUGAUGAAUAAUUUGCAAAUUUCAAUUUCCAUCCAUUUUCUUUUAAAAAAGUGCGUCUCAAUUUCGGCAACCUAUAUGUGUUAUUCCAAAUCCUUAAACGACCUGAAUUACACGUGCAUCAGAUAACUAUACACACUAUUUAUUAUGCCUGAAACAGGUAAAGUUGGGGUCCAACCCCCAGUAAAAAUCGGGCACUACAUCCUUGGACAAACCUUGGGCGUCGGUACUUUCGGUAAAGUUAAAAUCGGAGAGCAUCAGCUUACCAAGCACAAGGUUGCCGUUAAAAUCCUGAACAGGCAAAAAAUCAAAAGCUUAGAUGUAGUUGGUAAAAUUAGGCGAGAAAUUCAAAAUCUCAAACUAUUCAGGCAUCCACACAUCAUCAAACUGUACCAAGUCAUCAGUACUCCAACCGAUAUUUUUAUGAUUAUGGAAUACGUUUCGGGGGGUGAACUGUUUGACUAUAUAGUUAAGCAUGGCAAACUACAAGAGCAUGAAGCGAGGAGAUUUUUCCAGCAAAUCAUUUCUGGAGUGGAUUACUGCCACAGGCACAUGAUUGUACACAGAGAUUUGAAGCCAGAAAAUUUACUCCUGGAUCAUAACAUGCACGUAAAAAUUGCAGAUUUUGGUUUAUCCAACAUGAUGAUGGACGGUGAAUUUUUAAGAACAAGUUGCGGAUCACCAAAUUAUGCUGCACCAGAAGUAAUAUCGGGCAAACUAUAUGCCGGCCCCGAAGUAGAUAUUUGGUCGUGUGGAGUUAUUCUUUACGCUCUACUUUGUGGCACGCUUCCUUUUGAUGACGAACACGUCCCUACCUUAUUUAGGAAAAUCAAAUCGGGAAUUUUCCCUAUUCCUGAUUACCUAAAUAAGUCGGUUGUCAGUUUGCUAUGCCAGAUGUUGCAAAUUGAUCCAAUGAAAAGAGCCUCUAUUGAGGAUAUUAAAAAGCACGAUUGGUUCCAGGCUGAUUGUCCAGCUUAUUUAUUUCCGUCACCUGUGGAACAAGAUUCUUCGGUUAUUGAUAUUGAUGCAAUAAGAGAGGUGUGUGAAAAAUUUGGAGUUCAAGAACAAGAAGUCCAUAGUGCUCUUCUCAGUGGUGACCCACAUGAUCAGCUAGCCAUAGCUUAUCAUUUGAUCAUUGACAACAAACGUAUAGCAGAUGAGGCAGCCAAGGCCGAAUUGAAAGAUUUUUACGUGGCAGGAAGUCCGCCUCCAGUUAGUGUUACACCUGUACCUGCGGAUUUCAAUAGCCCCUUGAAGCCGCAUCCAGAAAGAAUUGCACCGUUGAGAGAUCGCGUGGCCGCCGCUAAUCAUGCAGCUGCCACUGGAGCAGAUCGGAGUAGAGUGAAACGUGCAAAAUGGCAUUUGGGAAUUCGUUCUCAAAGUAAACCUAAUGACAUAAUGAUGGAAGUAUACAGAGCAAUGAAAGCUCUAGAUUACGAAUGGAAAGUUAUCAAUCCUUAUCAUGUUAGAGUACGACAUAGGAAUCAACUUCACGACAGAUACAUUAUGAUGUCAUUGCAAUUGUAUCAGGUUGACUAUAAGAGUUAUCUACUAGAUUUUAAAAGUUUGAGUACUGAAGAUGCAGAGUCUAAUAAUGGAAAUCCUGCCACAUUGAUGAUGGAUAAUGUACCUACUCCAGUUCAGACAGGAAAUGCAUUAACUAGUCUAAAACCUACCGGCCAUCAUACAAUGGAGUUCUUUGAAAUGUGUGCGGCUCUUAUUAUACAACUCGCUCGCUAAAUUUAUUUGCAAAAUCAAAUCAUAAAGUUUCUUAUUAUUUAUAGUAUUUUACUGUUAAAUGUUUAUGCUUCUUAUGUACUGGUUCAAAUUUUAGACGUUUAAGCUGGUAUUUUUUCUUUUAAAUAUUACAUCAUUGGUAUAUUUGUGGUGUAAUAUUUUUGUAUAUAUUUAGUUUAGAUUCAAGAAAAUAAAAAACUAGUUUUAGGUUUUACGGUGAAUUGAUUUGGGAAUGCCACCAACAAAGUAUUUGUGUACCUAUGUUAAAUUUAUAAUAUUGGAAAUAAAGAUUAUUAAUAUGUUGAA